ACGGUCUUCUCACACCAUGGAUAGGGAUACCUGUGCUACCAGAGCUAUGCGGACGAGAGUCCAGCCUCUCCAGGUUCGGAGGAAAGGGGACCGAGACCGACCCUGUCACCGUUUCCCCAGAUUUGUUCCCCAGAUUCGCCAUCACAAUGCACCUAAUGUCUGGGGCCCCAGACCAACCCUGGUUAUGACACCCUUGGCAGCCACAACCUCCAAGUUCCCCUUCGGCACGGCAGCCUAGAAAGGUGCUGACGGGUGCAAAAGCAACAUCAAUCAGCAUGCAGGGC
This is a messenger RNA of Neurospora tetrasperma FGSC 2508, 284 nucleotides long. RefSeq lists its product as uncharacterized. The record is from RefSeq and is a predicted model, not a curated record. NCBI's taxonomy places the organism in Eukaryota, Fungi, Ascomycota, Sordariomycetes, Sordariales, Sordariaceae. Bases 17 to 238 code for a protein of 73 amino acids. The transcript has a single exon.